UGUUAAUCCUUAGAUAACAUACGAACUAUGCCUUGAAUAAAACCAAUGUAAUACAUACAUGUAUAUUAAUACAGCAAAGGAAAUGAGAGAUCUAUUCUAAGUAUUACAUACCUAUAUAACUACACCUUUGAUUUUGGCAUUUCCCCAAAUCUGAGACACGUGCAAAUAGUGCUUGCUAAGCGGUUAUUUCUACCGUUGACACAUGACAAUGCGUUAGAAUUAAUACUGGCAAAUCCUAUAUGAUUCAAUGGUCUUCAAAUAUAAUUUAUAUGUGUGCAUGACAAACGAAAGUGUACCUUUUAAUUUUGUUUUCCGAAAUAUGAAAGUGCAAAUAAACAGUUGACGUGGCCAGUAUGUGGAUGUAUUUCUAUUCAAGGGAGAUGUGCAUCUCAUUGGCGACGUGGAUCUAUUAUAGGAAGGUUCACGUGAUGAGAGUAGGUAUACAACGCAGAUAUUUGUAUAUUUCACAGCAGCAAUAACAUCUACCUCCACACUUUGCGUUUAGCCGUCUCCCGCGGAAGUAUCGAAAAGACUUGAUGCUUGUGUGGUGAAGGUAAUGAAAUAGGAUCGUGUGUAUACUCGUUAAUAUAACAUAAACUAAUAUAGGAACUAGCGUGUGUUAUAUAUGGGAGUACCACCGAUAUUAGUGAUGUAUUCUUAAAGAACAAUUGUUGUCACACUGGCAUUUGAGAAAUAUGAUCAUGUCAUUAUGUUUUUAUUAGACAAAUCGUCCUACAUUUUCACAGUCGACGUGUGUUAAUGCUAUGAAUGAAGCACGGUCAGUGCGAGUUCAUGAGAUAUGAAACUGGAGUAAAGCCUAAAUAUGAGUAUGGGGUUACAAAGAAAUAGCAUCAGUUGGAUUAAGCUUGAAGGAAGACGGAUAUGUAGGUUUAGAGAUUGAGAGCAAAGCGAAAGCCAAAGAUGCAAAACAUCGGCAUCGUUUUACGUAGAAAUUGAUGUCCAUAUUGUUUACGUUGAAUUUCAUCUCCAUUUUGGCUUCCGUAGGAAUUGACGUCCAUAUUGAUGUUUAAUUGUUUGGUUCAAUUAAAUGUUCACUGCAAUGAAGACUUUUAGUGACAAUCACGACACACGUUAAGAGCUAACCAAAGAUGUAUAUUGACGUAUACGUCUUAAUUUGAACUAACUUCCCUUGGUCGUGCCAAAUUAUUGAUUGAUGCAAGCACUUCUUGAUUCACCUAACUGCAUUGUAAGCUCACAUUUCAGUUGCGUAUUGUUUCCAAGCUCUAAUGCCCUUGAAAUUGGAACAUUUUUGUUAGCUUGACAUGUGUUCGACAUGAAUUGUUUACUUUAGAGGAACGUAUGUUAUGCAUGAAACGAACACACGUUGAGUCAUAUGCUAUUUAUAGAAUGGGAAAACCAGUCGCCAGCUGCUAAAUGUGACCUCUACCCUUACAUCAGCCAUAUCAGCUGGCUGUCAGUUGAACUUCACAUGAUGUGUGUACAGUGUUUACGGGCGCCAUUCAAGGAAACAAUCGAUCAACCUCUCAGCGUUUUCAGCAAACACGUUUUGUUGGCAAAUGAAUGAAGGGAUACAUUGAAGAACUUCAUGGAACAUGAUCAGACGUACAAGCGGAGUUCGAAUAUACCCAGACACCCACAGUACCAAACAUACAGCUCACGACUUGAUUCAUUUGUUGCUUGGCCUAUACGAUAUGUCCCGAAAACACCGGAGCAGUUGGCAUCAGCCGGGUUCUUCUACAUCGGGUCAGCUGACCGGGUCACGUGUUUCCAGUGCGGGAUAACUCUGAGAGACUGGGAGGAAGAACAUGACCCUGUGGCCGAACAUCAGAGAUACUCGGAACACUGUCAGUUUAUCAACAGCGUCGAUGGUAAUCAACUUGGCGUAGUCCAAAGAAGAAACGGUUCUUUCGUAAAUUCAUCUGCGUCUGGUAUUACGGACGUGGAAGACGCCAAGGUCACGUGUAAACCAAAUGGGGAGAAGGUUAAUAAUAUAGAUUUUUCAACACCGGCACCACCUGGUAUCUCCGACAUUCGAGAAGCCAACAGUGACCUUCACCUUGGAGGAGGAGCAUGCUCACAUUCGCGGGGCGUGGAUGUUCAAAGCGGGGCUAGAGCAGACGUCAAAAGUACAAGACCGCUGUCCUCUCUUUGUGGGCGACUUGAGGCUCUAGCAGUACAGCAAACUAAGGAUGGCUCGGCUGGAAGCGUAACCUCGAAAGAUGAUUUUGUUCCUGCAACCAUCCCUACUAGAAAAGAGAAGAUGGGAGUUCAAAGCUCGAAAUUGCCAACCACCCAUCACGGCCGGAUAGGGGAAUCAAAGGUUGCUAAAUUCCCGAACCAAAAACUGAUAUCCAUGAAGGCUGAAAACAGACGUUUGAAGGAACAGUCUACGUGCAGAAAGUGCAGAAUAAAUGCUGUAUCCAUCCUCUUCCUGCCCUGUGGUCAUCUCGUCACGUGCUCAGACUGCGCUGACAAGGUCCACGCAUGCGUAGUGUGUGGAACAACUAUUCUUGGGACAGUAAAAACAUUCAUAACUUGAUUUGCCUCAACAACUCGUUAUAAUGUGAGAAUGGUGGAAUCUGUCUCGGCAGAUAAUCUAGACUCAUGUUAUCACUGGUUUUUACACGUUUUAAUUAUUAUAUAUAUUAUUAUCUAUUAUCUGGAGAGUGCCAUUUUGCAUGUUUUUAUGCUCGUGCUUGGAACAGAAAUGGACGAGAGAGAGUGAGAGAGAGAGAGAGAGAGAGAGAGACAGACAGACAGACAGACAGACAGAAGGAGGGGAGGAAGUAUAUUCUCUAAAACCCUUAGCCUACAAGGGAUAAUCUCAAACUAGUAGUUCCGCCACAAUACAUUACACGGUCCUGAUAAUUCCAAUCUACGUAUGAACAACAUUGUUCUAUUUAUUGCUGACAGUUCCAGCGACGCGGUCAGUUGAAGUGAAGUUUAGAAAUUCCCAACCUAAAACGUUCCGGCAUUAUUACAAUACGAAACCUUUUAUGAUCAAAACAAUCGUUACCGGUGUUCAUAUUGACAUCGCCAGGACAUAAAUAUAUAUAACAUAUUGGCUUCGACAGAAUAUAGGAAUAUAUCACAUUGAAUCCGCCAGGAUAUAAAAACAUAGCAUAUGUUGACUUCGUACAUUAUAUCUGUUUGCAUUUCAUGAUUUUUAUCUAAGACUAUAUUUUAUUUAUUAUUUUGUUCAUUUAUCUUUUAAUGUGUCCAGUGACAAAUAUCCGCACAGAUCUUUUACACAUUAAUGACUAUCUUAAAAAAAAUCCUCUUUGAACAUGCACUGUUAUUGUCAAUAUCUGUGAUACCUUCACGUGUGUUUUAUUUAUGGUUUGGCCUCUUUCUACCUUUUAUUGCACGUCAUACAUGUACAUGUUUGUGUUGUAUAUUUGCUGUGUUUGUGUGCGUUGUUUCCAGAAGGGCAUUAUAUGGUAACGCUUUAGACUUGGGUUCAUGGCAUUGUUGAAAUUACGACCAGUCGUUGUGAUAAAUAUAGUCUUUGACGAACUGCAGAGUAAUGCAUUUAGUGAAUUUGUCUUUCAAGUGAAUGACUUUGUGGUUGAAUGUGAUACUCCUUAAUGAACCUGCGCCAUGUGGUGACCUUGAUUAGGUGCUGGAAUGCUGAAAAUGUGAUAGUGCACGUAUUUAUGUCAGGUAUACUGCAUGUUGUUACCUAGUUUGAAAUUGGGUGCUAAAACUGACAAUUUAAUGCAUUUUACCCACAGUUUACCAUAGCUUAGCUGCUAUAUGAACGAUACUAUAAAUAUCUUAUUUUAUAUCUAUGUUGAACAUUUCUCCCUCCCUAUACAGUGAAACCUCGUUAAGUCAAACCCUCAGACUGGAUAUAUUGAUUAAGAUGAUGAUUAUGAUUGAAGUACAUUUAGUAUAAAUAUAUGUCAUAUCUUAUAGAUAAUCCAUCUGUAUCGUGCUACGGAUAACUCGAUUAUUUUAGUGAUCACGAGGCUUUACUGUUCACACAUAUAGUCUGUUCACACUCGGAUCUUUUCUGUAA
Haliotis rufescens (red abalone) is the source of this 4003-nucleotide messenger RNA. RefSeq names its product putative inhibitor of apoptosis. The coding region runs from base 1568 to 2521 and encodes 317 amino acids. The transcript is spliced from 2 exons. NCBI's taxonomy places the organism in Eukaryota, Metazoa, Mollusca, Gastropoda, Lepetellida, Haliotidae. The record is from RefSeq and is a predicted model, not a curated record.